This is a messenger RNA of Neoarthrinium moseri, 1611 nucleotides long. RefSeq lists its product as uncharacterized. Gene Ontology annotation, biological process: transmembrane transport. The record is from RefSeq and is a predicted model, not a curated record. Bases 1 to 1611 code for a protein of 536 amino acids. NCBI's taxonomy places the organism in Eukaryota, Fungi, Ascomycota, Sordariomycetes, Amphisphaeriales, Apiosporaceae. The transcript is spliced from 9 exons. Gene Ontology annotation, molecular function: transmembrane transporter activity.
AUGGAAGUCGAAAAGGUAGAUACCUCCCAAGUGGAGACCGCCAGCGCGCUCCCGGAGAAGUCAUUAGGUCAGCAGCACCAAGACAAGGGCGACAUCGUCCUGGUCGGCGAUGGUCACGAAGUUCGCAAGAUCCCCAUCCCCACAGAUGACCCGAACGACCCCCUAAACUGGCCGAAAUGGCGGAAGAUGGGCAUUGUCGGAACAUGCUGUUGGUUUGCCAUUUUCUCCCUGCUCUCGGUGAGCGGCAUCUCGACCUUCAUGAACACACUGUUCAUGAUGUACAGCCCGGCGAAGACUUCAGAUGAGAUUGUAGGAUUAAGCACUUAUCCCACUAUGGUGAUGGCCCUUGGAAGUUUUGGACUUCUUCCCCUGGCUUUCGUCUUUGGUCGCCGCCCAGUUUUCCUGUUCUCGGUUAUCCUGGCCUUCAUCACCGUGCUCACCGCUGGAACGAGCAACGACUAUGAUGGCCACUUCAUCAGCCGUAUCUUCCUGGGCCUGGCAACAGGUGCCACUGAGUCGCUCCUGCCUCUCAUCAUUUCUGACGCUACAUUCAUUGACGAGCGCAGUUUUUAUUUCGGGCUGUACUGGUCCGUCCAAAACAGCGUCAACGCUGGGCUGCAAAUCGGACUGUCCUACCUCACAGCUGCGGGCACGUGGCGAUGGUACUACUGGCUCUUCGCCAUCACGCUGGGCCUCAGUAUCCUGAUCUCCAUAUUCCUGCUGCCCGAGACCAGGUUCCAGAGACCGGCAGCUUCGCUCAACGGCCAGAUCGUCUACACGGACGAGUUUGGUGCCACCCACUUCCUCUCCGAUGAGGACGCUCGCGAACGGUUCGGCGACCUCGCACAGCCCCUGAGCACAGCUACCGAGAAGAGAACCUUCCUGCAGGAGUUGAAGCCGUGGAGCCCAGUGGCGCAAAACGGCUUCAAGAUCUGGGCUGGGGCAUAUGGGAAGAUCUUGAAGAGCUUGAGCAGUCCUGGUGUGGUGUUUGCCAUGCUGGCAAGUUCCAUCUCGCUCGGAAUUGCUGUCGCCAUUUCUCUCGUAUACAGCACUAUUCUCAUUGAAGGAUACGGGUGGUCCGCGGAAUCAGUAGGACUGUUCAAUGUCGGAAUCAUCCCCGCCGCGUUUCUCGCUAUGGGGUACUCAGGCUGGUUCGCCGACAAGCUCAACAUCUGGCUGGCUACGCGGAACGGUGGGGUCCACCGUCCAGAGCAUCAUCUCCUUCACCUCAUUAUCCCGUACCUGGCCGGUGCAAUUGGUAUCAUAGUCUUUGGCGUCUGCGCCAACAACCCCGAGAAAUACUCGGCUUGGGGUAUGAUAAUCGCUUGGGCCGUAUAUGAGUUCUCAUUCACGUGUAUCAUCAUUACCACGACGACGUUUGCUGCCGAGGUGUUCCCCGAAAACCCCGGAGCAGCCAUGGUGCCCGUAGUUGGAGGCAAGAACAUCAUUGCGUUCGGUGCUGCGUACGGGCUUAUCCCGAUGCUUCAUAUCUACUCAUACCUGCAGUCGUUCAUGAUCUUGUUCGGAAUCUUCACCGGAAUUUUCGCACUCGGAAUCCCGGUCUACUUCCUGAACUCCAAGUGGAGGAAUGCUGCUCUUCAGCGGGACUGA